GACCAACAUGUGCCCACUGAACAACGAUAUUCUUCUCCUUAUCUUUGAUCAAGUGGAUAAAAAACAAGAUUGUCUUACUCUUCUGCUCAUAUGCCGUCAGUGGUACUCGUUACUCCUUACCAAAGCCUACCAAUCAGUCAGGCUGGGUAGCGACCAAAUUCACCUUCUCGUGCGGUCUGUGCAGAAUAAUCCAGAGAUAUCUCAUGCUAUCAAAGAUCUAAGCAUUACCUCAGGCUGGAGAUCGGAGAAUGACUACAAUGUAGAACCAUUGAUAGACACCGUAAAGCAAGUUUCGCCGGGAGACUGGGAGAGAUGGGUGGAUGGUCUCCGCGACGGCGAAGGGGAUGCAUGGCUGGCAAUACUUACACUUUUCGUGACAAGCGUUACGAGUUUGUCUCUGAACAUCUCAGGGGAUUCGAGGUUUUUCCUUCCGAUGGUAGCGCGAGUGGCAGCCCGGGACAAGCCUUUCGACAGCAAGUCCGUACUCCAGCAUCUUAAGAUUGUGGAGCUCGAAACAGAUGAUCUGAAGAAUAGCUAUUACGCCACUGAUUGCCUUCCGUUUUUGAAGUUACCGUCAAUGCGCAUGUUUAGAGCGAGCGGUCUUUGCGAAGAGCAACGAGGAGAACCAGCUUUCUCUAAACCGGGCCCGCGGACCUCAGGAGUCAUAGAGCUAGACUUUGGCUUAGGGCCGUGUAACGGCAGAAAAGGCAUGAACGAUUUCAUUGCGGCCUGCGCGAAUCUGGAAGUGUUCGAGUAUCAGCACGAUGACAAAGCAGUUUGGGCAGAGAGCUACGUCGGAUUCCGUCCGAGAGCGUUCUACAACGCGCUCUGCACGCAGAAGCACAGUCUGCGCGAGCUAAGACUCAACAACACCGGGGAAAGUCACUCUGAUGACAUUGAUUCUGAGGACGAUGAUGGCAGCGUCGCAUGGGAUGAUUUUGGUUCCCUGGCCGAUUUUGGGCAGCUGCGUGAACUACAUAUUCCAGUUCGGACUCUGCUACAGAUUGGUCCUCACAACCGACCACCAUGCUCUCUCGACAGGGUCCUCCCACCUAACCUGGAAUUGCUGAACCUGGCCUACUACUACCAAGAAGACUUUGGUAUUGUUAUCGAGAACUUACACAGCCUACUCAAACAUAAGGAGCAUCGAUUCUGCAAUCUUCGAGAAAUUCAAGUCCAACCUUACUGUGUGUUGUUAAAACCUGGCGCUAUACCGCAUUGGAGCAACUUCAUAAUCCCUGAUCUUGUGCAAAAGGGCUUCACGCCAUUCAAGGAAGAGUGUAACCGCCUGGGGGUCGACUUUAACUUUACGAAACAUGGAAAUCAUAGGGUCAUAAGACCGACUUGA
Aspergillus homomorphus CBS 101889 is the source of this 1348-nucleotide messenger RNA. RefSeq lists its product as uncharacterized. The transcript has a single exon. The record is from RefSeq and is a predicted model, not a curated record. Lineage: Eukaryota; Fungi; Ascomycota; Eurotiomycetes; Eurotiales; Aspergillaceae. Bases 8 to 1348 code for a protein of 446 amino acids.